Messenger RNA from Zootermopsis nevadensis, 6457 nucleotides. It is a transcript of the gene bbg, whose product is annotated as PDZ domain-containing protein big bang. The record is from RefSeq and is a predicted model, not a curated record. Lineage: Eukaryota; Metazoa; Arthropoda; Insecta; Blattodea; Termopsidae. Gene Ontology annotation, molecular function: protein binding.
GGCCCCCCCACCGCCUUCGCCGACGCGCCACCAGAGCCCGAGGUGUACCUGGAUCUUCUGGCGCAGGAGGAGCUGAGCUGCCUCACGGACACGGGCAGUGACGACACAGGGAGCAGCAUCUCCACGGUGCUAGGCCCCUUCGACCAGCUGGAGGAGGACACGCUGCAGCCCCCCCUCAGCUUCCAGGACGCGCCGCUGAGUUACAGCGACGAGAAGGUGCUGCCGCCGAAACCCGCCCCUCGCAAGGACGUGCAGGCGAGGUUCAGGUCCGGUAAGAAACGGCCGCCGCCUCCACCGCCUCCCAGGAACGACCGCCCCCAGUGCCCCCUGAAUGUGCAGACCAUAGCUGUAGUGGAGACGGACAGGGGCGACUUACCGCGCCUCGUGGACGUCGUCCCCAAAGCCUUCUUGGAGGCGGAGGAGGUGGUGCAGGGCACUGCUUUGCCCGCAGCGACGCAGAACGGGGGCGGCAAGGAAGAGGCACCUCCUCGAACGAUGGUGAGGCUGGAGGAGGUGGAAGGCGACGGACGCAUCUCGGCAGGAGACGAGGAAGAAACUGGGUUUGUAGGGACAGAGAGACCUCCUGGAGACGGCGAGGUUUUGCUGGAUUUUCAAGAAAGCACAUUCUUAGGUACAGGAAAUGAAGAAUGCAGAUCUGUAGAAAUGCAGAUUCAAAAAGCAGCAUCUCCAGUGACGAACGGCGGAGCAGACAGUGCGGAUAAGAGGCUUCCAGCAACAGAGAAUGAGGAAAAGGACCCCGUAGGAACAGUGGGCAGCGAAGAUGGAGGGCAGAGGCCGGAGGACAGGAGUGUGGAAGAAGCACUUGGGGCGACUCUCGUGGGGGAGGACGGAGGUAAGAGUAAGAAUGAACGUACUGAUGGCAGCAGAAAUGUUGAAACAGGUGCAGAGGAAAAUGAGAAAUCGGACACAGGCUUAAAAGGAAACAGGCCUGUGGAGAAUGGAGUCACGGAAUGCAGUCCGGAAGAUUGUCGCGUGGCGAUUAAAAAUAAUCAAAACAAUCCGAUAGAGGCCAAAAGCCUUCAAAGUAGUUCUCCGGUGGAAAAUGGUACAGAAAUCAGUUUCUUGGAGGCUGAUGGGCCUGUACCGAGGGACGGUAAGGAAAACAUGGCUUUGAUGGUCCGAGAUGCAGAGAACAGCCUCGUCUUGUCCAGAAAUGUCGAAAAUGGCUCUGGGGGGCCUUUUGCAAUCGAUAACGAGGAGGACUCUUCCGGUAUUCCUCGUGAUGAGGAGACUAAAUGUGCAGAAAUCAGUCCUGUAGCAGGUGACGGUGUGGAGAGCGGCCACGCGGGAGCUAGUGAUCUAGAGAACAGCCUUGUUGUUGUUGUUGAAAAUAAGGAAUGCGCGCCGGUGGUGACUGAAGGUGAGAACGUGAAGAACUGUCCUCCAGUAUCUGAAAGCAAAGCCGAGGCACCUGAAGCGGGCAGUCCAGAGCUCUGUCCUGUCGAGUGCGAGAGUUCCGGGACAGCGUCCGAAAGAAGGAAAGGAAACGGGCCCGUGGAAACAGACUCGCAGGACGGAGCAGUUAGCUCAGAGCUGCUCUGUGUUCAGGGGGAUGGUGUUGAAGUACCGACAGACGCUUUCGUGGUGGCUGUGCCCCAGAGGCAAUUCCUUCAUUCUGACUCGGACGAAGAGGACUUCCUGAUGGACCUGCCGGAAACUGAGCUCCUGGAACAGGGUGGCACAGUGUUUCAGCCUGCCACCGGGGCGCUACUGACCGCAUCCGACGCCACCUUCUUCCCAUUCCGAUGCUGGGCGGCGACCAGCCAUCUGGCGACCAUCGGAGAAGAUGAGGAGGAGGAUUCGGCCAAUCAGGGGGUGCCAGGCGUGGCUGUCGUUUCGGCCGAGGACCCGGGGGACAAGGAAGGCGACACCAAGGACUUCGUGGACGUCGACCUGGAGUCAAAGCCAGGACCCCAGCGCGAAGAAGAGGCACAGGCGACGGGAAGUGAAGGACCCGAGUCAGCGACAGAUGUCAGCGACGCUGUUGUGACGUCCCUGCCACCAGACGGCGACACAGCGAUGGACGAGUCGCCUCUCACCAGCUCGGCGUCCCGCCUGCCACCGGACGGUCACGAAUUCCCGCCAAACUACACGGAACACAACCCCUUCACAGUGGGCAGUCCGGCACUGAUAGAACUGGAGCUGGAGAAGACACCCCCGCCGCUCCCCGCGUCGGGCCCACCCCCCCGGAAGUUCUCCGUCGAGGAACUGCGGUCCCCGGUUCGAGUCCCAGCCUGGCGCAAGGACGAGAAAAGCGAAGGCAGCGUCAAGGACAAGAUCGCCAUGUUCUCGGCUGCUGGGGAUGCACCGACUCCCCGACGACGCUUCAGCAGCUCCGAGGACAUCUGCGUCGAUCCACGGUCUCCACGGCCACCUCCCCCAGAAUCGCUGCCCAAGAAGACCCCCGCACCCACCAUCGAUCGAACCCGCAGCUCCCUGGACCUGAGUCACUUGUCAGGGGUGUACACAUUACCUCGCAAGCCCGCGGGCUCUGCUCGCCCAUCCGCGCUGACACACACUGCAAGCCUGCACACACGUUCGCAGUCGUUGAUUGACAUCGGCCGUGGCUCAGCGGAAGACGUGCGCAAGGCGUCUCUAAACGCACUCAUCGAGCAGCGCAGGCGUGGGAUCAGCAAACUUCGUGGUCUGGUCAUUCCCGAGAAAGUCUCCGAGGUAGUGUCCCCAAGCCAUCCCAUCUGCGACCUUCCUGAGAUACGAAGCAGGGACUCCAUCUUGACCACCAACAAGGCACCUCCAACAACGUCGCUACAAAGGGCAAGUACCACCAACAGGUGGAGCACAGAGCAGACCACUGCAAGCAGCGCGCCCCAACUUGUGAUUCCGUCUCCGCCCUGGAAAUCAAGCAGCAGUGCUAACAACCUUCCAAAAUACUCUCCAGCCUUUAAAAGGAAGAGCUUCACGGUUUGUGCGUCCGGUCUUCCUGGUCGGGAAGAGCUGCAGUCGUUGUUCCCAGUCUCCAGACAGUCAGCAGAGCCUCCUGAAUCUCUAGAAAGCAUAACGUCUCCUACAAGGUCAGAUCUGAGUUUUGAGUACAAACUUUCCACGGCAAGCAAGAGUCCCUCGGCGCCCGGACGCCGCCCCGCGGAGGAUGACAGUGACAACGACUCGGCAGUGAGCUCAAGCCGUUCAAGCAUCUCGCCUCCACCCACGCCACCACCCCCACCCCUACUGUCACCCCUGCGCCGCACGCUGUCCUCCGAGACCACCGUUUCCGCAGCCUCGUCCACCACUUCCACUCUGACCUGCGGUUCCAGUGACAGCAACAGACGUGUUCUGAAGGCUCAGAGUGUGGAGGCCAUCAAUCGCAAGAAUGUGCUGUCUUCAGCACGCUACAGCAGCGGCCGGGACCUCAAGGUUGGAUCGCCAUUGAUACAGAGGAAGUUUGAUGAGGACGAGCGUGUUGCCUACCUGGUUGAGGUGGAGGGCCAUGCUGAUGCGGAGGAAGAGGAGGACGUCGAAAAGCUGCCGGAGGAGCAACCUCCUGCAAAGCCAUUACCUGCCCCCAGACAUGUUCCUGUGCCACCGAAACCGGAGCAGCGGAAGUUGCAAGAGGCAAGUCCUGAGGAGGAGACUGAUCUGCUGAGCGUUCUGACAGAGGGCAGAGGCUCCCAGAUGCGGCGCCAACGUGCCAAGGACUCGGUGCUGGGAGAUAGCAGGCGUUCUGUCAGCGUGAAUGACAUCAGGAAAGCAUUUGAGAAGGCUGAGAUGGCGCUGGCAAACAGUGGGCGCAAGGUUAACCACGCUCGCGUCUCAUCAUUGGACUCGACAGCGAGCGAGGAUAGCUUCACACCACACUAUGGGUCUGUUGGCAACCUGCAUCGUGAACAAUUUGGCAGCGUGACCUCCGUCGCAAGUUCAACGAGCCUGAUCUCUCCACAGGAGCUGCAGUUGUUGAUUGAUGAGGCAAAUCAGCCCCUAGAGGACUCUGUCAGCACCACAGCAAUUCCGGUACAUGACGUAGUAGUAGUGGUACUGCAUCGGGAGGGCACUACUGGCAGUGUUGGCAUCACACUAGCAGGAGGGGCAGACUAUGAGGCUAAAGAGAUAACAGUUCACAAGGUGCUGGCGGGCAGUCCAGCUGACAGGGAUGGGCGCAUCCAGAAGGGUGACCGCAUCCUCUCCAUCAAUGGGCGUAGCAUGAAGGGGGUCACUCAUCAUGAGUCGCUCAACAUCCUCAAGGCACCUCGGCCAGAGGUCGUUCUUGUCGUUUCACGCUCAAGAGUCCUACAGGAUGGAAGUCAUAAUGAUCCUCAGCUGGAUGAGUGUCCUGUGGUCACACACAUCCCGAGACCCUCACGGCCGCCCCGCAUCCCAGAGCAGCCAGUGGAGUCGUUAACUAAUCCUCUGGUUGCAGCUGAAGAAGAGGACCGUGGGCCUCCACUCACAAUCAUGCUAACGAAGGACGGUGCUGGCUUGGGAUUCAGUUUGGAGGGAGGUAUAGACUCUCCUCUCGGAGACAAGCCCCUAACCAUCAAGAAGAUAUUCACAGGUGGCUCUGCUGAGAAGAAUGGCCGGCUUCGUGCAGGUGACGAGUUGCUUAGUGUGAACGGUUCAGAUGUCACGAUUCUCUCCCGAAUCGAGGCGUGGGGCCUCAUGAAGCGCCUACCAGACGGACCCGUCGCCCUCGCUGUCCGACACAGACUGAACAAGUGACCUUCUUCUUUCCAGAAGUAUCUCUCCGUCACUGUGGGGCUAGUCCCCUGCCAACAGUUGUGUAUUGUUGCACAUUUGCACAGGUUUUGUAUCUUUAUAAUACAUUAAUCACCUCAGUGCAGCGUGUGAGCCGUGGAUACACCAUUCCUAGACGUAACAGACGAUAGCUUAGCAUUAACACAGGAGCUUAGUUGGGACUAACAGGUAAGUGCAAUAUCAAGUGCCAAAACUGAAGAGUGGGGAUGGAGACUGGCAGACAUUCCCUUGAAGAGAGAGGGUCUGAGUGUGGAACAGUCUGGGACAUCGUGAACGGGGAUACCAUGAUAAUGAAGGCGUGUGAACUGCUGAGAUCAUGAUAUUUUGAAGUUGGUUUCACGACACGGAAGGAUUGGGACCACGAUAUUGAAGAGUUGGUACUGUGAUACUGAAAUGUUGAAACCGUGGUACCAUACUGAAGAGUUUGGACGACUGCCGAAGUGCUGGGACCAUGUCCCGAAUAAAAGAGAUCUUCUGGAGGAUGCCAAUUGUGGGACUGAAGAGUAAUUAGUCUGAAGAAUAUAUUUUGAAUGUAGUAAGUCUGGAAUCAAGAACUUCACAUUCCAGAGUGGCAUUUAAAAAUGACAUAUUUUUAUAUUAUCUUUUUUCACCACAUUAUUUUAUGUGGUAAGCCAUACUUAGUCAAGAUUCUGAGCAACUAGAAUCGUGACAUCGACGUGCAGUCUGUGAUAAUAAUAAUUACAUCGGCAUUUAUUGCUUCAGCCGGUGGCCAGGGGUGUGGCUACAAGGUGCACUGUAAUUUACUAACACUUAUUAGUUUGUAAUUUGUUAAAGUGUGUGCGUGUGCGUGUGUACUCUUAUUUUGGUGGACUGAAUUCUAUUUUGUCAGAUUGUAAUUUCUUAUUUGUAGAGACAAUUUCUCUUUGGUUUUGACAAAGUUACAUCAUGACGUGUAUGUGCAACAGGUUAAACACUUUUUACCUUAGUUUACAAAGGACUAUACCGUCCUCUCCCUUUAUGGUGACCACUGACCUGUGCUCUUGCAUGUGAACUAACCUGCAUGUCUCAUGAGAAGGAAAUAUGUGAGUUCAAGCUCCCAACACAGCCAUAUCAUAUAUUUAUAAAAUAAGGGUAGUAAUAAUAUGAAAAUUGAAUGAAACGAGUACUAACACCAAGUGUUGAAUAUACUAAAAACAGUCCUGUGUCUAUGGGUUAUGAUGGUUUAUCAAUCGUAGAGGUUGUAUAGUGUCAGACUAAUUACAGGUUGACCAUGAACGAUGUGUGGGCAUGUCUUUGUAGAUUUGUGAGGUGAUUCUUUGGUGAGAAAAGGCACGAUGACUGUACCGCAACAUUUGGUCCAUGAGUCUGUGUUGCCUGAGGUCUGGUAUAUUUUCAUUUUUGUUAUUGUUAUUUAAUGUGAUCAGAACUGUUAUUUCAGUUCACUAAACAAAACAUUUUUAAAUGCAAAUGAUGUAUUGUAAUGUUCAGUUGAGACUGGAUGUGAAGUCGGUAUGAAUCGGGAGAUGCGCUGCUGGAUGCUCGUCUGUCCUCCUGCGGCCUCGCGCUCGGUCGGGUGCGGAGUCGUUCGGGUUUUAGUAGUACCAACAUGACGAUUGAAUGUUUCCGUUGGUAGAAUUGGGUGUGUGCAUUUCUAGAAUCAAAUUUAUUGAGGUGGUUGGUAUGCUACCUAGUUUAGAGCUUGUUGUGUAAUAUAUUGAUAUCAUCAGCUGCAAAUAAAGUUUAUCAGAACAGUUAUCAGAUGUAA